UGCACCUACAGGAGGAGAGAAUAUAUGAGAGCAGAACCUGAGGAGGUUUUAUUUCACAGAGACACCAAACAGCUGGAGAAUGAGGAGGCCUGAACCUCCUGAGCAGAACCGGAGCAGUUUCAUUCAAUCAUUGUUCUGAUGAUGACGACGUCCCAGACAGAAACAUCUGAACUAACAUUAACACUGAUGUUGGAUACUGGGAUCAUGUUAGUGAAGCAAACGACCAAAACAAAACUGAGGAAAAAAGGUGGAGAUCAGCGAAGUGAACAGAGGAGCAGAGCCUGCUGGUGGAGGAGAAGAGAGGAGUGUUAAAGUUCUGCUCAGAGUCUGGAGAAGAAACUGGAGGCCCUGCAUUGCCACUUUACCUGGGACCUCAAUCCCGGAGGACCCAGGCUUCCCUGUUUAUGGAACAUCCUGCAGGACAUCGGCACUAAAGAGGGAAACUUCUGGCUGGGUCAUAUUUACAACCUGCAGGGGUUCAUCCAGUACAAGCUGGGCUCCACUGAAGAGGCCCUGAAGCUCUUCAACAAGGCCACUGAGACCUUUCAGGAAAUGAAAAAUACUGAUGAAGGUCCCUGGUUGAUGGUGAACUUUGGGAAUCUGGCUUGGCUUCACCUUCAUCUGGGUACAGAUGAGAAGAGUCAAGAUUACCUCUCAAAGGUCGAUGCUCUGAUGAGGAAAUACCCAGCUCCACCUGAGGAAGAGCUCCACCCAGAGGUCUGUGCUGAGAAGGCCUGGACCCUGAUGAAGUUUGACAAAGAAAAGAAGCUGCAGGCUGCAGAGCUCUUCAAGAAAGCCAUCCAGAAGCAGCUGGACACCCUGGAGUGGCGGAGCAGCUCUGCAAUAUUAUCAGCACAAAAUCUAGAAGACAACAUAAAGAAACUGUAUGCUGAGAGGUUGGAGAUGCUAAGAUCUGCCAGGGAACGAGAUCCAGAUAACUUAUACAUUGCUGCUCUUUAUCUGGAGGCACGAGCUGCAAAAGUAGAACACAUUCAGACUGAAGCUCGAAUGUUGGCUGAAAAGGUUCUGGAGAGGCCCGCCAGCAGCUACAGUGGAAUCAGCCCAUUACUGCGGCUGUACAGAAAUUAUAUAUCUAAAGAUGAAGCUGUUAAAUUAGCUGAGGAGGCCCUGAGGAGACAUCCUGACUCACGUUAUUUAAAAAGAUCUGCUGCAAUCUGCCACGUGAAGAAGAUCCUUUCUAAGGACUACAAACCUGAGAACAACCCAGCCCCUGAGAUCAACCGAGCCAUCGGUCUGUGGGAGAAAAUGAUGGAUGCUUAUCAAGAACCUUCUCUUAAAAAUCAAAUAACUCUAGCAGACUUAUAUGCAAAGGUCGACAAAGAGAAAGCUGAUCAGAUUUACAAAGAGCUGCUGGGAAGAGAAGACCUGGAUCCAGCAGGAAAACAGAGGCUUUACAACCACUAUGCAAAACAUUUAUACUUUAAUGGAAAGGACAGUCGUAGGUCUACUGAGUUCCACAUGAAGGCAGCAGAGAUUCCAGAAGAAUCCAACUAUCGACAGAAGAGCAUCACAGAGCUGAAGAAGACCUCAGGAAGAAACAAGGACCCUGAAAUGUGCAGGAGGAUCAAGGAGCUUCUGACCAGGCUGGGAUAUCUGCCUGAAACCCAGAAUCAGUGAAUGUUAAAGACCUGAAAUUACACUGAAGAUCAUAUAAGAUCACUAUGAUGUUUCACUUUAACGCAUAUGACUCUAGUGUCAUUUCAAAAGAUUUUAUCUCUGUAAAAUACAAUAAAAAUAUAUUAAAAUGAUAAAUAAAGACGUGUUUUAUCACAACCUUUAACUCAUUUAAAAAUCUGCAGAAUAAAAGUGUUGCUGUUGAGGAAAUAAAGAA
Molecule: messenger RNA, 1852 nt
Organism: Girardinichthys multiradiatus
Lineage: Eukaryota; Metazoa; Chordata; Actinopteri; Cyprinodontiformes; Goodeidae
Product: interferon-induced protein with tetratricopeptide repeats 1-like
Exons: 3
Coding region: 553-1638 (361 amino acids)
Biological process (GO): defense response to virus
Cellular component (GO): cytosol
Molecular function (GO): protein binding
Source: RefSeq, a predicted model, not a curated record